GAGUGUUUACAAACAUUUCACCACGUACCUUUUCAUUGAUGACAUGUCACUGCACUAGACAGACUAUUUAUUUACUUUACCGAUUCAUAAGCUGAAAGUAAUGUAUAGGCGUUGGCCAUUGACUGGUUGAAGUCAGGAACAUGAAUGUAAUAACAAUGUGACUCACAACACAUAACCUUUAUCAGGUUCCUCAUGUUCAAUCAAUACUGACUGUUGAAUUCAUGGUUGGAUGUUAAAAAAAUAAAGCCUUUUAGUCAGUAACCAAUGGCUGGAAUUCCGAAAAAAAAGACAGAGGCUGACUGUUCCCAUCAGGAGAGACAAGAUGAAGAAUUCCAGGUUUUAGAAUCUAUCUAUGCUGAGGCUCUUGAAGACUUGAGAAAAAAAUCUGCCUGGAAGGUUGCUAGGCCACUUGAGCUGAAACUGACUUUGAAGCCUCAGCAGAGCAUGGGUGGAGGAAAUCCCAUAUACACACAAAUUGAUAUGACUGUUAAAUGUUCGCCGUCAUACCCUGAUGUGGCACCUGAGAUUCUCCUCACAAACUCAAAAGGACUUUCUAAUCAGUUGGUUGCUGAACUUAAAACGAGACUGGAAAAAGAGGCUUCACAACUAGUUGGAGAGGUGAUGAUCUGGCAGCUGGCCAAUUCUGUGGAAGUCUUCCUUCAUGAGCACAACAAACCCCCGUCACAGUCUUUCUAUGAUCAGAUGAUCAGCAAUAACAGGCAGCAGGAGGAAAGAAAUAAGGAAUUGGAGAGGCUCAAAGAAGAACAAAAGAGGCUAGAAAUGGAACAGGAGAUCCUGAAAAGACAAGAGUUUUUUAAAAAUGAGACCAGGAGAAGAAAAGAAGAUCAUAAAAAUGCUGAAGCAAUAAAUUUACACCUGGGUUCUCCUAAGCCGGUUGUCAUGUUGUCUGCAUCUCCACCAUCUCCCCAUCCCAGAUCAGUGUCACCUGUUGCUCAAAAUAAACCAGGACCUCAUGUCAUGUCUGCACCCAUUCCAGUUGCACAGAGGAGACGUAAAACAAGCACAAAAAGAAAUGAGGAUGAUGAUUCUGGCACAAGCCCAUCAUGUAAAGAUCAUGCAAUGGGUGUGUCUGUGUUGACAUUCACCAAUAACAGAAUGGACAGAGUCAUAAACAGAGGAAGAUGUUUAGGUCACAGCAGCAGUGGAAGUACAAUGUAUGCUGGGAUGGAUAUGGCCAGUGGUGAGCUAGUGGCUGUUGGGGAAUGGACUCUGAAGUGGAGGCACUUCACCAAGAAAGCUAGUAGUGUAGAUAAAGAGGAGGACUCGGAGGGGGCCUCACACCUUAAGCAGGUAUUGAGCAUUGAACAAGAACUUAUAGCUUUACUGAGGUUAAGUCACACAAAUCUCAUUCAUUACCUGGGCUGGAGACAUCAGUAUCAGCCUGGUAAAAUCACAGUACAUGUUUUGAUGGAGUAUUCAGGGGGAACAAAUCUAGCUGUUUACUCCCAUCAUGGCAAUGCGUUACCAUUGGAGAUGCUAAAGGUCUACACAGCAGAACUCCUGCAAGCACUACAGUAUUUACAUAGAAAUUCUAUUGUACACAAGAAUCUCAGGGCAUCAAGUAUAUUCAUAGACAGCAGUGGGAAGGUUCGACUAGGUGAUUAUAGUAUAGAUAAAAGGCUAGGUGAUCUGUAUGAGACUGUUGACAAGGCCAGGCCAGGUGUGAGGUUCUCCGAUGUUAGACCAAUGGUUCUGGGGAGGGGAGGCCAAAAAGGUGACAUAUAUCAGUUGGGCUUGUUGAUGUUGACACUUAUCCUUGGGCAGCCUAUAAUGGAAACCAUUCCAGAAAUUCCAACUGAUCUCCCAUCUGUCCUUCAAGACUUCCUGACCAAGUGCCUGCUGAAGGACGAGAGAGUGCGAUGGACUGCAGCCCAGCUGACUGAACACGCCUUCAUCAAGGAGAAGCUCCCGCAGAAGGUUUCUCUAUCUGAAGCAUGCAAAGGUCUAACUGCAGCAAAAAGAGAAGAUGAAAAUAAUGAUGAUAACUCGGAUAAUAAGGAGGAGGAGGAAUUUGAAUAUCUGUGUAGCCUAGUGGCCAGUGGUCAUUCCAGACUUGCGUCUGAAUUUGAGUUGCUCAAAGUGUUGGGUAAAGGAGGAUUUGGUGAUGUCAUCAAGGUAAAGAACAAGCUAGACGGCAGGUUUUAUGCUAUCAAAAGAAUCCCACUCAACCCUAAGAGUAAAAUGUUCAACAAGAAGAUGAAGAGGGAAGUCAAGCUGCUGUCUCGCCUCAACCAUGAAAAUGUCGUCAGAUACUACUGUUCCUGGAUUGAAAUCAGCGACGACCCGGCGUUCUCUGACACGUCGUCCAGUUUCACAUCCUCGUCCCAGGCCCAGGAAGCGGCCAUGGCCAAGAAGGCCCCCCACAUUGUGCGCAGUAUCCCACUGACCAAGACCCCUGUCCUGACGGGCGUCAAGUCCGCCAACUCCAGUUACGACCCAACGGCAGAGAUGGAGAACCUGGUCCCACGUGUUGGGGAUGAGUCCGUGGAGUGGUUGACGUCAUUUGAUGGGGGGGAAGUAAUCAUUGAUUCCUCGUCAUCUGAAGAAGAGGAUGAAGCUGAUGUAUUUGGUUCUUCAUUUAUGCCAAAAAUCAACCGGUCUGAAGACAGCAUUAUAUUUGACACAGAUGACACAGGAGAUCAGGACAGAGAUCUCUCAACUGUGGAGAAGGAAACAGAACCCAGCACACCCCAACAAGAGGAGAGAGGUGAACCUGAGGCUUAUGUCCUGAAAAUAUUGUAUAUUCAGAUGGAGUACUGUGAGAAGAGCACAUUAAGGAACUGUAUUGAUGCUGGGCUGUGUAAUGAAAAGGAUAGGGUGUGGAGGCUGUUCAGGGAGAUUAUAGAAGGUCUGGUACACAUACAUGGCCAGGGCAUGAUCCAUAGAGACUUGAAGCCAGUCAACAUCUUCUUGGAUUCACUGGACCAUGUCAAGAUUGGAGACUUUGGCCUUGCUACUACAGACAUCAUUGCUAAGCAAGGGAUUUUACUGGACAAGACCCUGCCCUCCCCACAAGACCUGGGUUUGAACCACUCACGCUCUGGGUGCAGCAGUGGAGAUGGUAACCUCACUGGCCAGGUGGGCACAGCCUUGUAUGUCAGCCCAGAGGUUAUGCUAGGGGACAGAAAAGUUCAUUAUGACCAGAAAGUGGACAUCUACAGUCUGGGGAUAAUUUUCUUUGAGAUGUGCUACAAAUCCCUGACCACUGGCAUGGAGAGGGUCAGGGUCAUCAAUGACCUGCGUCUGCCAGAUGUUGUGCUGCCUGCUGAGUUUGACAGCGAUGAAAUGAAGAAUCAGGCCACCAUCAUCCGCUGGCUGUUGAACCAUGACCCAUCCAAACGUCCAACCUCCAAAGAGCUGCUGAGCUCAGACCUGCUGCCCCCACCCCUCAUGCAGGAGACAGAGCUGAGUGAGCUCCUGAGGUCAACCAUAUGUAACCCCCAGUCCACGUCCUACCGCUACAUGCUCAACGCCAUCUUCAAGCAGAAUGUUUCGCCGUUUCAUGAAGUUUCUUACGACCAUGAAAACUUUGAAGGGAUGAUGAGCUGGAAGACAGCUCUCCUGCACCAGAAGGUAGAAUCUGUUCUAGUCAAAGUGUUCUCAAACCAUGGGGCCAUCCACAUGCCUUUACCACUGUUGAUGCCCAAGUGCAGUGUGUAUGACAACAAUGAUCAGAUUGUUCGCGUGAUGGACCACAGAGGGGGGAUAGUCACCAUGCCGUUUGACCUUAGGGUCCCACUGGCUCGUUAUGUAGGCAGGUACAACAUCCGCUCCAUGAAAAGGUUUGCCAUAGAGAAGGUGUUCAGAGAGAAGAAGUUCUACAACGCUUUGUUCACGGUCCACCCUAAAGAGCUGACUGAGUGCGCCUUUGACAUCAUCACUACCUCCUCUAGUCUUAUCCCUGAUGCUGAGGUCCUGACUAUAGUCCAGGAGAUCAUAAACAGGUUCCCUUCAUUACAGGCAAGAAACUAUUACGUCCGCAUCAACCACGUAUCCCUGUUGAAAGCUGUACUGCUGCAUUGUGGGAUACCAGAAAAUGUGCACACUAAGGCUCUCAUCCUGCUGUCUGAGAAUAUUUCGAACAAGUCUAAGAGGACGGCCAUCUUGGAAACAGACCUGCAGUUGAAGCUUUCAGAGCAAACAGCCGCCCUACUCAACAACCUGCUGGACAUUGAAGCCCCUGUCAGCAAACUGGCUGGACAUCUCAAAUGUAUCACCAAGUCUAUGGGGCUGGCUAGUUCCCUGGUGAAAAGUGGAAUACAUGACAUUGAGAACAUCUUAUCACAUUCUUACAACAUGGGCUUAAAGUUACAGGUGUUAGUCUCCAUGAGCCUCAUUUACAACCCCAGCCAUUACUCCGGUGUACUCUAUCAGAUCAUGUGUGACAAUCGCAAGAAAAAGAAAAUUGUCACGGAGGUUCUAGCUGCUGGAGGUCGCUAUGACAAACUGAUAGAGAAGUUCACAAGUCUCCACCACACUGACCACGUCCAUGUCCAUGGUGUGGGUGUCAGUCUGUCCUUUGAGAGAUUGGCGGCUGUGGCUGCUGAGGAUGAGCAGAUCCAGCAAGAUUUAUCUCCCUGUGAUGUGAUUAUAUGUACCCUGGGUCAUCAUCUGAUGGUCAGGGAAAAACUCUCUGUGGCCAGAGACCUGUGGGCAGCAGGGUUUAGGGCAGAAGUCUUGUUUGAUAAGACAGAGGAUUUUGAUCAGCUACAAGACAAUUGUAGAAAUAAAGGAAUCUCAUUUAUUGUCAUACUAAAGGAGAGUGAAUCUUCAUCUAGGGUUAAGGUCCACUCACUACAAACAAUGACAGACAAAGCUGUUUACAUUCAUGACCUGGUUGAGUACCUACAGAAACACAAGAGGUCAGGGACUGACAGAGUAGAUUCCUCAGAUGUGGUCCAGUUCGCCCCCCAGAGGGCCAACAUCAAGGAGAACCAGGGCUACGGAGACACUAGUCACAACAUCAGCUCCGUCAACAUGGGCGUGGCCAACAGCAACGGGGCCACCUUCAACUGUAACAUCACAUUCUUAGCUCAGGACAACAAGAAAAGUUUUUUCUUGGUCAAGCGCAGACAUGAAACUUUGAUUGUCAGCAAAGUGUCAUCCCAGUUCCCAUGGCUGCCAGAUAAAAAUGUGGACAUUGUGGCCUUAGAGUUACCUGUGUCCAGUAUUAAAAUAAUUCAAGCUUAUAUUGAGCUCACAGAUGAAGCAGCAUUUGAAACCAGCAUCAAGCUUAUCAUGGAGAAGUUACCAAAGCUGCGUAAAUAUCUAGUUGAAGUGUUUGACACCAUCCAUGAUCUCAAGUUUAAAAAGAAGUGCAAUUUUAUUCUGCUCUACAGCAUAAAAGAGGAAACCUUACGUCUGCUCUUGUAGCAUAGUCAGCCCAACACAGUUGGUUAAUGGUUAUGUAGGCAAUGCUAAAUGUUUGCCAAUAGUUUUAUGUUGUGUAAUUUUUUUACUGCUGGGCUUUCUAUUUAGGAGAGCAAGUUUUGUUCUUCCAUAUCACGUUAAAAAUUUCUAGAUCUAUUUAGUUUAUGUUAAAAGUUUGUUUAAAAACAAUUUGUUUUAAAUGUUGUAGCUUAAGUAAUUCAAAUUAUUUAAAAUCGAUUAUAUUGAUAGCUAGAAUGACAUCCUCUAUUAUUCUAUAUGCACUUUAUAUAACUGUUAAUGUAUUUUACAUUACUCUAAACAAAUACCCCACAGAUAAUAGUCCCUGCACACAAUAGUGAGACUGUGUGUGCUAGACUGCUAACCCAAAAGUCACAAGUUUAAAUCCGGGUUCAUCCAGUUUGAAUGGGUAUCUAACUCAUGUUAGGGAAGUAAAGGCAGCUGGGCAUAGUUCUGACUACACUAUCCCUUCAUAUGCCAAGUCAGAAACAAGAAUACAUUUGAAUAAAUCUUGUGUGUCUGAAAGCAAUAAGAUAUGAAUCACAAUUUCAGUCCAGCUCACUAGAUCUUUUGCUGACAAUAUAAAUAGAGCCAAAACAUUUUGUAUUUCCUUGUACUUAAUAUAUCACAAAGUAUUUUUUUAUGUAUCAGCUCAUACCCCCCCCCCCCCCCAGCCCUCAGGUUUGGCUUCAGCCAGAGGAAUUGUAAAUACAGCGUGGCAUCUUUGUUGUAGGGGACGGGAGUGGCCUAAGCGGUAGAGAGUUAGACUGCCAACCCGUAAGCCUCGAGUUCAAAUUCCGGGUUCAAACCAGUAUACAGUCCCUGAGUCAACCCAGCUCUGAUGGGUACCUAACUCACUUUAGGGAAAGUAAAUACUGCUGAGCAUAAUGCUGACCACACUAUCCCUUCAUAUGUUGAGGUCGCAGAAAAAGAACUCUACAUCACUUGCUCCAUAGACCAUCAGGUUUGGUGGGGGGGACUUGACUUUUACAUCUUUAUUGUGGACUGAUCUCACUAGGCAGUUGCUAAACUAUAUUAGACUUAGCAUCUGGCUAGGUUGGGUAUGCUGUGUACAAAAACCUGUAGAUUUAACUGAAGCUCAGCUGACUAAUUGGAUCACAACAAAUGAACCCACUGCAUUAAUACAUAUUUUAUGGCAUUACAUUUUUUUUAUUAUUGUUGUUGAAAUUUUAUGUAAAUAGACAAUGAUGUUUUUCCUGUUGUUUUGUGCAUAGUGUACAAAUCUAUGCUCAUCUCACUUAAGUUAGUAUUUUUUAGUGUUAUGGGUCACCUACCUGUUUAUGAUGUCCUUAUAAAAAUUUAAACUUUCAGAAAUAUGCCUGCCC
Physella acuta is the source of this 6755-nucleotide messenger RNA. Its product is annotated as eIF-2-alpha kinase GCN2. NCBI's taxonomy places the organism in Eukaryota, Metazoa, Mollusca, Gastropoda, Physidae. Gene Ontology annotation, cellular component: cytoplasm; nucleus. The record is from RefSeq and is a predicted model, not a curated record. Gene Ontology annotation, molecular function: eukaryotic translation initiation factor 2alpha kinase activity; protein binding; ATP binding. Gene Ontology annotation, biological process: DNA damage checkpoint signaling; regulation of translational initiation by eIF2 alpha phosphorylation.